Messenger RNA from Sphaeramia orbicularis (orbiculate cardinalfish), 2672 nucleotides. RefSeq names its product mitogen-activated protein kinase 15 (gene mapk15). Lineage: Eukaryota; Metazoa; Chordata; Actinopteri; Kurtiformes; Apogonidae. The transcript has 14 exons. Gene Ontology annotation, biological process: protein phosphorylation. The record is from RefSeq and is a predicted model, not a curated record. Gene Ontology annotation, molecular function: MAP kinase activity; ATP binding. The coding region runs from base 442 to 2289 and encodes 615 amino acids.
CCAGGCAGCGGCGUGUCCGUUUCCAGGACGACAAACAGCGACAAAACUCUGCGGCUCGUCCGUUUGCAGUGGCGGUGGGAGUAUUUCAUAACUAGCAGUCACAACAGACUGAUACACUGUUUAAAAAAAUAGAAACAAUAGUAAUACAGUGUGUAAUUAUCGGUCACUAAACGGAGAAGACGAGCUAACCUGCUGCUCUUCGACCGACACAGGGGAUUGGACCAGAGCAGUGAGGGAAAGCGGCGUGAUCUGUGGUCGUCAAGCUUAGAAGUACAGUUAUGUUUUCUUGUCUAUGUUGUACGUUCUAACUAAAUAAGAUGCUGCAGCUCUGGCAGAACUGGCCCCAGUCUCUCCAACUUAUGUAUUGCUAACCGCUGAACGCCUGGAUACACAGGACUGUGUGAUUUCCUCAUCCCACAGUGUGUUUAUUAUGAUUUCUACAUGAGCAGCAGAGGAACGAGCUCUGAAAAGAUGAGCAAAAAAUAUGAAGCAACACACGUCCCUGAGGUCGAGGAGCACAUUUCUCUAAAAUAUGAAAUCAAGAAGAGACUUGGAAAAGGGGCUUAUGGUAUCGUGUGGAAGGCAGUUGACAGGCAGACAGGGGAGAUUGUGGCGGUGAAGAAGAUUUUUGAUGCCUUCAGAAACAGGACAGAUGCACAGCGCACAUUCAGAGAAAUCAUGCUCCUACAGGAGUUUGGAGAUCAUCCCAACAUCGUCAAACUUCUGAACGUCAUCAGAGCCCAAAAUGAUAAAGACAUUUAUCUCAUCUUUGAAUAUAUGGAUACCGACCUGCAUGCAGUGAUCAAAAAAGGCACCUUACUGAAAGACAUCCAUAAGCGUUAUGUGAUGUACCAGCUCUUCAAAGCCAUCAAAUACCUGCAUUCAGGAAAUGUCAUUCACAGGGAUCAAAAGCCAUCCAAUGUGCUCUUGGACACUGACUGUGUUGUCAAGCUGUGCGAUUUCGGCUUGGCCAGAUCACUCAACCAGAUCCAAGAAGACUGUGGGAAUCCAGCACUGACGGAGUAUGUGGCAACGCGGUGGUAUCGAGCUCCUGAGAUCCUCCUGGGAUCUGCGAGGUACACUAAAGGUGUGGACAUGUGGAGUCUGGGCUGCAUCCUUGGAGAGAUGCUUCUGGGAAAAGCCCUCUUUCCAGGGACAUCAACAAUCAACCAGAUUGAGAAGAUCAUGAGUGCCAUUCCACACCCCAGCCCCACUGAUAUACUUGCAAUCAAGUCCGAAUAUGGAUCCUCAGUCAUCCAGAGAAUGCUACUGAAACCACAGGUGCCUUUAGAGGACCUCCUCCAGCUGUCUGUGCCUCCUGAUGCUCUGGAUUUGCUCCGGGGUCUCCUGGUUUUUAACCCAGACAAGAGGCUGACUGCUGAGCAAGCCCUGGAGCAUCCAUAUGUAGCCAAGUUCCACAAUCCAGCCAAGGAGCCCGCUCUCAACUAUGAUGUGGUGUUGCCGGUGGAUGAUGAUGUACAGUUAUCUGUGGUUCAAUAUCGCAACAAACUUUAUGAGAUGAUGCUGGAGUGUAGAACAAAUCAGGGGAUGGCAACACUGGUUCAACCAAAGGGUGAAGGCUCUGCCAGUAACAGUCACAAGCCUAGCAGAAAGGACAGAGUUGAGAAAUGCCCAGUGGCAGCAAAUGUUAGCGAUGGGGAUGGAGACCCUGAGGGGCAAGCAAAGCCUGAGAAGACUGAUGAGAAAACCCAGGAGCCUUCAUAUGUUGGUGUCUCUAAACCUGCACCUGUGAUUGCACCAGGCCAGCUGGCUGUGGAGAGGAUGAGCCAGCCUCUUAGCCCUGCCUUAGGAAAACUCACAUACAACCCCAUCACGCAUGCCCCGAGUGGUUUUGUGCGUCCAGCGGGCCUUCCUCAUUACUACCAAUCGAGAAACCCAACUGGAUCAAACUGUAGUGGAAAUGGAUCACUGACAGAGAGUGUCAGUACUAACACAUCCAUGGACCAGAUUCUGCAGCGUGGUCGCUCAGCUCCCAUGGCUCAUAGCCGCCCCUUCUCUUCAACCCUAACACUAACACAGAACAAUCCACUGGUUCGAAAGGAGGAGCCGUCUCUCUCCUCCGGACUACAGGUCACAUCUGCACGCCUGAACCAGCGUUCCAACUCACGGCCACCACCUCGCUUCAGCAAGAAAGUAUUCCAGAAUAACAGUAAUGUUGCUGCUGCAGGAGACCCUCGAGCCAAGCUAGGCAGCUACUCCCAGGCUUAUGGUACCAUUAACAAGACAGAACUGGACAAUCUGCUUCAGAACCGGCCUCACAACCAGUAACUGCUGCCAUGUCAGUAGUUAUGUACUGAAACAGACCAUAUACAAAUAAACUAUUAAUAUUGUUAAGACAUCCUAGGUGUAUUCUGUGUAGAUUGUUGCCAUGUCAUCAUGGAAAUCAUCUCUGAUUUCACACUAUGUUUAUCAAGCAGUUCACAAAUACUUUAUGUACCUGUGCUUAUUGUCAUGUUCCAUAUGUGUUAAUGAUUCAAAGGCUUGAAGUUUUGAGUCUGUGUUGUUGUUUUUUCCCAUAAUGCAAUAUGACUUUAAGUAUGUAUAUACAGUGAAUCAUUAUAUGCAACUAGGAGUUAUUUUUCCUGUGAAUACAAGAGCAAUAAGAUUCAUCAUUCUUUUAUGUACAGAAUAAAAUGUACUUCUUGUUGUAC